This is a messenger RNA of Bombina bombina (fire-bellied toad), 2075 nucleotides long. Its product is annotated as gastrula zinc finger protein XlCGF26.1-like. The record is from RefSeq and is a predicted model, not a curated record. Gene Ontology annotation, biological process: regulation of DNA-templated transcription. Bases 119 to 1633 code for a protein of 504 amino acids. The transcript has 5 exons. NCBI's taxonomy places the organism in Eukaryota, Metazoa, Chordata, Amphibia, Anura, Bombinatoridae.
AGUUAUUUCCUUCUGUCCUAUUUCUCGUCUACAGUCAUGUGACCACUGGGACGUGACAGGUCCUUUAGCUGGAAGGGAACACGUUAUUGUCUCAAACCGCAGAUUCAGGAAGGAACCAAUGGAGUUUGAUGAAGUUGCAGUUUAUUUCACGGAGGAGGAGUGGGGCUGUUUAACUGAAGAACAAAAAGAGCUUUAUAAGGAUGUGAUGAUGGACAAUUACCAGACCCUCAGGUCUCUAGGAUAUGUCCCUGAGAAACCUUUACUUGUUACACAGAUUGCGAUUUAUGUCCCUACAGGAUAUGUCCCUGAGAGACCUUUACUUGUUAGACAGAUUGAGCACAGAGAGGAGCCAUACGUGAGCAGUUUUCCUAUUACCAGAGACGCAGAAAACACUGAUGUAGUGAAAGUUGAGAUAACAGAAGAUCUGUUUACGUGUGAUCAGGUGAAGACUGAGGAGGAUGAAGUUCCUAUAACUACCUCUACAGGUGAAUUCAUAAACUGCAAUGAUCCUAGCCAUUAUAAUCAGAGUGCAGAAGCUUCUUUAAAUCUUCUUCAAAAUCAAAGAAGCCAAGUUGGAAAUAUAUUUUCUGAAUGUGGGAAAUGUUAUAUUCAGAAAUCACAACUUAUUAGUCACCAGAAAAAUCAUACAAGAGAAAAAGCAUUUCCAUGUUCUGAAUGUGGGAAAUGUUUUAACCAGAAAUCAGAUCUCUAUAGAGAUUUGAAAAGUCACACAGGAGAGAAACCAUUUUCAUGUCCUGACUGGGGGAAACGUUUUAAUAGUAAAAAAAGUCUUAAGAAGCAUCAGAAAAUUCAUACAGGGGAGAAAGCAUUUUCAUGUCCUGACUGUGGGAAACGUUUUAGUCAUAAAAAAAAUAUUAAGAAGCAUCAGAUAAUUCAUACAGGGGAGAAAUCAUUUUCAUGUUCUGACUGUAGGAAAUGUUUUAGUUGUAAAAGAAAGCUUAUUACACAUCUGCAAACUCAUACAGGGGAGAAAACAUUUUCAUGUUCUGACUGUGGGAAAGGUUUUAAUCGGAAAUCAACUCUAACUAAUCAUCAGAAGAUUCAUACAGGAGAGAAAGCCUUUGCAUGUACUGACUGUGGGAAAUGUUUUACUCGGAAAUCAACUCUUAUUAUGCAUCAGAACAUUCAUAUAGGGGAAAAAGGAUUUUCAUGUUCUGACUGUGGGAAAUGUUUUAAUCGGAAAUCAACACUUACUAAUCAUCAGAAGAUUCAUACAGGAGAGAAAGCCUUUGCCUGUUCUGACUGUGGGAAAUGUUUUAAUCAGAAAUCAAAUCUUAUUAUGCAUCAGAAAAUUCAUAUAGGGGAGAAAGGAUUUUCUUGUUCUGACUGUGGGAAAUGUUUCACUUGGAAAUCAACUCUUACUAAUCAUCAGAAGAUUCAUACAGGAGAAAAAGCCUUUGCAUGUACUGACUGUGGGAAAUGUUUUACUCGGAAAUCAACUCUUAUUGGCCACCAGAAGAUUCAUACAGGAGAGAAAGCAUAUGCAUGUACUGACUGUGGGAAAUGUUUUACUCUGAGAUCGACUCUUAUUAAGCACCAGAAAACUCAUAAUAAAGGAAAUCCUGGAAUUGUCACCCACACAAUACCUAGUGCGGAUGAUGACUACAUGUGAUCCCCUGGGGUGCGCAGAUUUGGAGCUUUUUAAUACCCCUUCUGCACCUCAAGCAUUUACAAGGGUUCCUAUAUAGGUUUUAAUAGCCAAGUGAUCACCUGGAGCCCCUUUGUAUUGAAGUUAUAAAUAUAACAAAAAGCUCUUAUUUAUAUGAUGAAAUUUAGGUAAUGUUGAUGGCAUUAUAGUUAGGUGAUCACUGAGGUGACAGUGUUUUUCUAGCUGGAAUUUAAAUUGACCAGGUGAAUAGGUUUACAGGGUGAGGUCCUACAUAAAUACAAGAGGGCUCCAAAAGCACUUGUCUGGAAUAGGAUAUCCCUCUAGCUACAUAAAAUGCAUUGUGGUAAAAAAAAUUGUUCAAUUGCUAAUUUCUAUAGAAAAGCAUUGUUUUAUUUUCCAGCAACCUUGUUUAUUAAAAUUGUAAUAAAAUAUGCAUUUCCCCUUU